AUCACUUAAACCGGAUUAUCAUUAUCUUCAUCUUCUAGCCGCCGACCUCUUCUUCUCCUCCUCCUCUUGUUUACUAUAGAUCUUCUGUGUAAUAUCUCUUUAUUCUUCUUAUCCUUCGUUUCUUCCUCUUUUCUUCUUAAACCUAAUAUCAUCACCACCACCACCAUCAUCUUUUUGUUCUGAUAAAUUUACUCUAUCUUGGUUCAUAUACAUCAUGGCUGGUAAUUCUCCCAAAGAAACAGAAAUAGAAGUACUUCAGGUUUUUCCCCUGAAUGUGUAUUAUCCGGUCCAACAAGUUAUUUUUCGAGUUAAGCAGAACCAAAAAGCGUAUGAUCGCUUUUUUAAAGCGGCUGCAGAUUGUCCUGGCAGUUCUAGCAAACCACCAAGAAGGCAGCAAAAACCAAAGAAAAAACCCACCCAACCCCGGCGACAAAUACCUCCGGAUUUGAAGAUCAUACCGGGCCAUUUUCACCUAAAACGACACCUAGUACCAGAUGAUUGGUAUGUUGAAGGAGAAAGACGGGAUAGCGACGGAAAGACAAUCGACUGGAAAUUUCAUGAACCACCAGGCCCGGAUGGAAUUCGUAGGACACCCCUUAGGUCUGUCAAGCAGGUCCUAAAAUACAUAAAGGAUAAGCAAAAAGUUGCUGAGAAGGGAGAGGAGCCGGAAACUAUCAAUGCUGUGAAGAGGAGAAAGGUAAAUUAAGUAUCCGGCAGUGAGAGAGUUCCCAUUCAGGGAUGACUGUGAGAAAUUAAGUAGGGUUAAUUGGAAUAAGAACCUGGGUAGGAGUUAGGGCUAUAUAUGGAGAACUAUGGAGUACCUAAGGUUAGUUGUGUAAUUUUAAUUCUUUCUUUUGAGCGACUCACUGGCUCGUGUAGUUGAGCGCCUUUUUUUUGUGUAUUUUUUUUGCUUAUCAAUGUAAUUUUGUUUGAGAUAUUUGCUGGUUUAUAAUCAUAUGAUGUACGGCAAAAAAAAUAAUAGAAAGCAUCGCUGCUGUUGCUCGGUAAAUCUGGUGUUGCGAGAUUUAAACCCCAUUGAGCAUCCCCAAUCCCAUAUCAAUUUUCCCGCCUUAUAGUUUGUAAAAGAGUCAUCCCAUAUUCCCAUUUCAGAACCCAAUUUCCGAUUUCUUCUCGAUUGCUAAUUAAUCCAGAAAAAACUUUCUUCUGAUAAUCUGAUGGAUGCAAUUUCAGAUUGGGAAAGACCCUUUUCUCAACAAGAACUUGACGAAAUCGAUGCAGUUAUUGCUUCUGUAACACCACAAAUUAAACCACACAAUGAUAUUAAUAGGGUUCCAUUAAACAAUCGGCGAUUACCCAAUUGGGGAAUUCAUAAUUGCACAAAUCGGAAUGCUGGUUCUUUUUCUGGUUCAUCCUCUAACCCUAGAAAUCAAGUUAGCAAUAAGGUGGAAUACCCGGAAAUGAAAUUCGGAGGACGUAUUGUGUACAGUAAAACUGUUUCUGAGGUAGAAAAAGCUGCCAAGGAGCUUCUGGAGAUCAUUGAAGUGAAGAAAAUUUAUAUGGAGCAAGUUAGUCUUGGUUUUGAUAUUGAAUGGAAACCCACAUUCAGAAAAGGGGGGAAAACAGUGAAGGCUGCAGUAAUGCAGAUAUGUGGCGAUCCGGGUCUAUGUUAUGUCAUGCACAUACAUCAUUCUGGUAUCCCUCCAGUUCUGCAGUCACUUCUUGAGGAUCCUACAUCCGUGAAGGUUGGCGUUGCAAUUGGUGGCGAUGCUGUUAAAGUUUUUAAGGAUUAUAAUGUAUGUGUUAAAUCUUUGGAGGACCUCUCAGAUCUUGCAAACAUAAAGCUUGGUGGAAUGCCAAAAAUGUGGGGUCUUCGUUCACUUGCUGAAACGCUUGUCCACAAGCAGAUAAAGAAGCCUGGAAAUACUAGACUUAGCAACUGGGAAACUUAUGUUCUAUCGAAACAACAGCUCGAAUAUGCUGCCUUGGAUGCUUUUGCUUCUUGGCACUUGUAUCAGGUUCUGAGAAGUCUUCCAGAUGCUGUAGAUAACAACGUCGCGGAAGAAGUUAAUGAUUCAUCUCCAUCAUGAAGCUCCUACCGGAGGACCCAUUUCUUGUCAUGCAUUGUUUUCUUUAGUUAAAGGAAAUUUUGAACUUAUAUGGACUUUUAUUUAUCAUCAAAUCCAUAGAGGGUUCAUAGUCUC
Molecule: messenger RNA, 2162 nt
Organism: Papaver somniferum (opium poppy)
Lineage: Eukaryota; Viridiplantae; Streptophyta; Magnoliopsida; Ranunculales; Papaveraceae
Product: Werner Syndrome-like exonuclease
Exons: 8
Coding region: 1176-2048 (290 amino acids)
Biological process (GO): nucleobase-containing compound metabolic process
Molecular function (GO): nucleic acid binding; 3'-5' exonuclease activity
Source: RefSeq, a predicted model, not a curated record